GUUCGAAUCCCCGCGACGGGGUGAGUUCCCAUUGCUCGGUCCCAGCUUCUGCCAACCUAGCAGUUUGAAAGCACCUCAAAGUGCAAGUAGAUAAAUAAACAGCAGGAAGGUAAACAGCAUUUCCAUGCGCUGCUCUGGUUCGCCAGAAGCGGCUUAGUCAUGCUGGCCACAUGACCUGGAAGCUGUACGCCGGCUCCCUCGGCCAAUAACGCGAGAUGAGCGCCGCAACCCCAGAGUUGUCUGUGACUGGACCUAAUGGUCAUGGGUCCCUUUACCUUUACUUUACCUUUUGUUAUACCAUGCAUUCUUAUAACAUAGUUUGAGGGCUGUGUCAGCUCUGGCAACCAUGAGCAACUUCCAGGACCCUGACACUGCCCAUAUGGGCAAAUGUCCGUUUCUCUCGGUUUCUCAUUUUUUCAGUCUUAAGUUCCGUUCACCACAACAGUUUGUGAUUUUUUUUAAUUAAAAAAAUUCUCAUGAAAAGUCACCAGCAUUUUGGUAUGAUUUUUCCCUACUAUAUAUAUUUUAUAUGCACUGUCACCUAAUCAUAGAAUCAUAGAGUUGUAAGGGACCACUGAGGAUCACCUAGCCCAAGCUCUGCAAAUCAGGAAUGUGCAGCUGUCCCUUUCGAAUCCGUAAUCAGCGUGUGAGCCUUGAAACUGGCUUUUGGAGUUCCAUUUGGGCCAUCUUCAUUGUCAACUCAACACCAUGUCAUCUGUAAGCAUCAUUUUUGAUAGUUUGGGGAAAGAAUAGGGCCUGUUCUUAAUUCCCAGGCAAUUGAGGAUUUAUUUAUUUUUAAUGUGCUUGUUCUGCGAAGAGAUUAACAUCCUGCCUGAGUUGUCAGCCAAGUUAUAGCUAACGUCUGUUAGAAACUGUUUGUAACAGACGGCCUUCUGAAAAAGGCGGGGCAAACAUUUCGUGCCAUCCAAGAUUAAGACCUGCCAAGUCAGGAAAGCAGAAAGCUGACAGAAUGAACCUUGCUUCUUUUCUCUUUUCUUAAUAACAAAAAAUGCUAUGUCCAAGUGAACAGAGGAGUUAGAGCUAGUGCUAACCAACUCGUGGUUUGCUGGUACCACCAAGACCCAUCCUUCCCCUUUCCUCUAAUUUCUUCUGCGCAACGAUAUUCAUAGCCUCGGGGAAAUGUUAUCUCCGGUUACGAAUGGACGACAUGGAAAUUUCCUCCCCGUUCCAGUCAGGACUCAGGCUGUGCCUUUACAAUCUGAUGACACAGGUUGCCCCAGCAGCCAGUCGGUCUCUCCAGUUAAGACCCCUCCUGAUGCUGGAAACAGUCCAGUUGGUUUUUGUACAGGCAAUGAUGGAGGAGACUACACAAGGAAGAAAUUUAAUUCGGGAACAAUGGGGGACGGAACUCAACAGCCGGCUCGAUAUAAGAAGGAAACAAAGGCAAGCUUCAUAAAGCCAGGAAGCGAAGCUGAUUUUAGCUCCUCAAGCAGUACAGGCAGCAUCUCAGCUCCUGAGGUCCACAUGUCUGCUGCUGGAAGCAAGAGGUCAUCCUUUUCUCGCAACCGGGGUCCCCACGGACGGAAUAACGGAGCCCUGUCCUACAAGUCUGGAUCUAGCCCUCCUACCACAUCCCGCGAAAAGGACUUCCUGUCAAUGCUGUGCAAAAAUCAGUUGAGUCCCAUUAGCACCCACCCGAAUUACAAGGCUUCUUCGGCCAGCAGCAGCAAUUCAGGCUCAUACAAAGGAAGUGAUAACAGCCCCAUUUUGAGGCGGCCGGCAAGAUACACCUCUUGUGGAGAGAACCAUGGCAUCAAACCACCUAGCCCAGAGCAGUAUCUGACCCCUCUGCAGCAAAAGGAAGUUACAGUGAGGCACCUGAAAACAAAACUGAAGGAAUCUGAGAGCAGACUGCAAGAAAGAGAAACAGAAAUCAAGGAACUGAAAUCUCAACUUGCCCGCAUGAGGGAAGACUGGAUUGAAGAAGAGUGUCAUCGGGUGGAAGCCCAGCUUGCCUUGAAGGAAGCAAGGAAGGAGAUCAAACAACUCAAGCAGGUUAUCGAAACCAUGAAGAACAGCUUGGCUGAGAAAGACAAAGGGAUUCAGAAGUAUUUUGUGGACAUUAACAUCCAGAACAAGAAGCUGGAGACCUUGCUCCAGAGCAUGGAAAUGGCACAGAACGGCUCUUGUCACGAGGAUCACAGCCUAGAUUAUGUGUGUGGGUCACCUGAUAAGUCUUUGACUCCGAGUGCAGCCUACUCCAAAAUGGCUGACAGCAUGCUCAUGGAGGACCACUCUGUGGAGGAUAUGGCAGAUAGUGGUGUGUUGCUUAGUGAUGACGUGGCCAAUGGGAACGAUGUAUUUGAAGAGACGGCGAUGGACGCCACACUCGAACUCUUUACACCUUCCCCCUUAAACCAUUUGGAUCUCGUUAAAAACCUCACAAAUGCCAAAGAAGAAGAUGACAGCCACAGCCAUAGUUUGGCAAUGGAGCAGGCAGUUCAGGCUGAUGUGUUGCUGUACAGCUCAAGCAUGGAGCAGCUGAUCCAGAACAUAUUCAAGGCGCACGAGGGACGCCCCAUCAGCCCUUCUUCAGCUUCGAAAGAAUCCGACGGAUCUGGUCUCGAAAGCAUCACAGACUUGCUCGUGGACUUGACUCCAUGCGAUCCGAAUUCCGCUAUCCUUUUAUCCCCGCUGGAGUCGGCACACGAUGCUGUGGAUUCUAGGUAUUACGAGAACAGAGUCAUGAAGGAACUGGACUUCACAGACUGUCACGCCGAAGGCUUUGGGAAUGUCACGAAGUUGUCCGAGAGGAGCGUUGUGAAAAGAUACUGGAGCAGCAGCUUCUUUGUUGAUGCUUUGGCCGUAGCUGCUCCCAUUCUGCCAACGGUAAUGUGGAUGUUCAGUACUCAGCGAGCAGGGACUCACCCCGUCUACAAUUUCGGAGCCUUGCUUCGAGGGUGCUGCUUGGUCGCCUUGAAUUCUCUCCGCCACGUGCCCAUCAGCGUCAGACCCUAGAGGGAAUUCUCCUGUACAGUUGUGCCAAGAGGCUGAGUUCUGGUGGGUGUGGUUCUGGUUGCGUGAAUAUAAUGUUGGGUUCUGUCCGUCCUGCUCCUAAAUGUUUGAUUUGCACUAUAUUUAGUUGAAAACAUGUUCAUUGUUUGAAACUGAAGAAGAAGAAGAAAGGCUAUUGGUGGCAUGGAGACUUUCUGCCGCUAAAUGUAAACGCAAGUGCAUUUUUUAAAAAAGAGAGAGAAAAAGCAUGCUAAGCACUUCUCGUUCUGUCGUUGGAUGUGUGGAUUGUGAUACCAAAUUGUUUUCAGAUGGGAGGGGAAAGUACACUCUUACAAAGGCAGCUUACAUAAGCCUCGCAUGUAUUGUCUGUCUGUGCUUCUUCGCGGUGCUUUAAUUAUGUAAUCGCCCCCAGCAUUCCACUGAUCCUGUGUACAAGGGGACCAUAAACCAAAAAUUAAAAAGAGAGGGGGAAAUGUUAUUGUAGGUGGGUGGGUGGGUGGAGUCUUGAAUCUUGUUAUUAACCACGUUUAUAAAUAUGAUUGUGAAUAUAUUUUAUGAAGUCUGUUCAAAGUCUUAAAUGAAGUCUUACUCGGAACGUACUGCUGUCACACAAGUGUAUGGAGGAAUAUUUUAAAUGUAUGUGUACUAACUUAUUUUUUUUCUUGUUAAAUAAUCUUUUAAGGAAAAAGAAGAAGAAGAAUGCUUUAUAAUCACAAGUUAUAAGUAAAGCAUGUUGAAACUGAA
Molecule: messenger RNA, 3720 nt
Organism: Zootoca vivipara (common lizard)
Lineage: Eukaryota; Metazoa; Chordata; Lepidosauria; Squamata; Lacertidae
Gene: SYBU
Product: syntabulin
Biological process (GO): axonal transport of mitochondrion; synapse maturation
Cellular component (GO): cytoplasmic microtubule
Source: RefSeq, a predicted model, not a curated record